Molecule: messenger RNA, 1407 nt
Organism: Rodentolepis nana
Lineage: Eukaryota; Metazoa; Platyhelminthes; Cestoda; Cyclophyllidea; Hymenolepididae
Source: the annotation of a GenBank genome assembly
UUCACUUACAAAUGGACUGAUGCCAUAUUCAUAGUAGCCAACUUGGAAGCCACGAAAUCAAAGCAAAGUCAUGGAAAUGGUCAAACACUGCCUUUAAAGCAAGCCAAAACAGUUGGGGAUGGAAUAUUUGGGCGUUCUCAGAAAUGCUCUCAGUUUAUUUACAGCAAACUUGCCUCAAAUUAUCUUAUGCUACUUAAAAGCACUCAGCUUGAUCGGCUUAAUUCGAUUAAUGUUUGGUCAGCAGGAAGUGUCACAUCAAACAACGAUCUCAUUGGUGCUUGCAUACCAAGGAUAGCAUGUGAUUUUGAGAGAUUAGCCCCCAGCCAGUCCUUCCUCCAACACGUAGGAGUGGAACAACUUCAGCUCUUACUGCAAAGUCCUUGGAUAAGUGAUGGAAAUGAAGUAACGAAAUUCAAGGCACUCUGCACAUGGAUGAAUGCCUCGUCUUUGAAUUGCGAAUGCACUAAACGCGAAAAGAACUUCGAUCGUCUCUUAGAGUUGAUCAAUACGAAAAAAUUGCAGAGAGAUUUUGUAAUUGAAACGCUAGUAAAUGGAUCGGAUUUCAACUUAUCUGAAAAUGCAAGAACAAAAAUGCUUGUUGGUGUUCAUGGUCGUAUGGCCGAUUCAAGAUGUGGUGUUUUGGACACAUUUCCUAAAUUAAAUGGCAGUGUUUAUACUCUGGGUGGCAAAAAAAGGCUUGGAGAAAGUAUAUCAAGAGUGGAAAGAAUCAAUCCACAGAAUGGUGAAGUGACCGUACUCCAACCAAUGAUUGAGGAGAGAUCGGGUCAUUCUGCAGUGGCUCGAGAUCAUGCAAUUCUUGUCUUCGGUGGAUAUAAUAAUCGACGUGGAGCAAUUUUAGACUCUUGUGAAGAAUUCCAACCUGCAUUCAAUACGUGGGUGGAACUGUCCCCAAUGCCAACACCUAGGUAUGGCACAGGAGCAGCACAUAUCCCCGGUGUUGGUGACAUAGUUGUUGGUGGGUGUGGUAAAAUUAGAACUUUAACACAGAGUGUCGACAAAGCUGAAAUAUUUUUGACACCUUCAUCGCCUCUUGGACAUGCAGGCAGUUGGUGUGAAAUCGCUCCAAUGCUUCAUUCGAGGGCUUAUCCAAAAGCAGAAUUUUUCAAUGGAAACGUGUACGUCGCUGGUGAUUUUGAGGGUUCAACUUUUUCUGUGGAGAUGUUGUCCUUAUUUUCUAAUGGACCUCCCCAGUGGACCGAAGUAAUCAACGCCUCCUUUAGACCAGUUUCGAUGAUCUCUUUUAAUGGGAGUCUUUUGUUUGCUUGUGAGUCAAAUUUUAAUUUUUUUCUUAAUUUUAUGUCUUUAUCAUUAUUAUCUGCUAUCAUUCGGAUUGCUACGCUAGUAAAGCCUGACCGAAAUCUCUAUGGCAGAUUCUCCAACACCUAG